AUGCAUUCUGACUACAAGCUACCCACUGUUGAAUUUAUCGAUCCGAUAAUUUCCGCUGAGAUACCAAACAUAGAUGAAGAUCCAGAAUUGUAUUCUCUUGUGAAUGAGUUCAUGAUUCAUGGUCCAUGUGGCGCUGAAAAUAUCAAUUGUCCUUGUAUGGUCGACAAAAAGUGCUCGAAAAACUUUCCAAAGCAAUUCUGUAAUCAUACAUCUGUUGAUCAGAAUGGUUUUCCAUUAUAUAGGAGAAGAAACGAUGGUCAUUUUGUUGAAAAAUCGGGUGUGAAGUUGGAUAAUAGAAAUGUUGUCCCUUACAACAAAUAUCUAUUGAAAAGAUAUCAAGCACAUAUUAAUGUUGAAUGGUGCAAUCAGGGUUCUUCUAUAAAGUAUUUAUUUAAAUACAUAAACAAGGGACUUGAUAGAGCUACAGUUGGCAUUGUACGAAGCAAUAACGAGUGUGAUACUAAUGAUGCGGUUGAUGAAAUAAAUGAGUACUACGACUGUAGAUAUUUAUCUGCAUGUGAAGCAUCAUGGCGAAUUUUUAAAUAUGAUGUUCAUUACAUGUAUCCUUCUGUGGUUAGACUGCCUUUUCAUCUUCCUGCUUGGAUGGAGUGUAAUGCAGUUAAUGCUGAUGCACAGAAACUUACGUAUGUUGAAUUUCCUACAAAGUUUGUUUGGCAAUGUGGUGAUAGGAUUUGGAAGCCACGGAAAGUAGGAAAGUGCAUUGAUAGAAUUCAUUCGGUUUCACCUAAUCUAGGUGAAGCUUAUUUUUUAAGGAUAUUGUUAAAUAAGGUGAAAGGUUCCAAAUCAUUUGAAGAAAUUCGCACAGUAAAUGGUGAAGAAUAUUCUUCUUUUAGAGAUGCUUCUUAUGCUCUUGGUCUCUUGGAUGAUGACAAGGAAUACAUCGAUGCAAUCAAAGAAGCGAGUCAUUUUGGAUCUGGUUUUUACCUACGAUUCUUAUUUGCUACAUUGUUGAUGUGUAACAGUAUGUCUAAACCGGAGGUUGUUUGGGAAAACACAUGA
Molecule: messenger RNA, 1020 nt
Organism: Lactuca virosa
Lineage: Eukaryota; Viridiplantae; Streptophyta; Magnoliopsida; Asterales; Asteraceae
Source: the annotation of a GenBank genome assembly